AUGAAUGAAAGUAAAGAUAUUGAAACAUAUAUGGUUAGAGUCAAUGAAGUUGUAAAUGCUAUCAGAGGUCUAGGUCAUACAUUGAGUGACUCAGAGAUUUGUCAGAAGAUACUCAGAUCACUUUUGCCCAAAUAUGACUCCAAGGUACCAGUUAUUGAAGAUCAUGAUGAUAUAGACAACUUAACAUUGGAUGUUUGGCAAGGAAAGCUGAAAGCCUAUGAGAUGAGAACUGGGAAAGGAAAGUUGGAUAGUGAUGAUGAGGCUGAAGCAAACUCUGUUAGAAAGCUCACCAGAGGGAAAGGCAAGUAUCAAAGCAAGCUUCCAUUCAAGUGUUUCAGGUGUGGUGAUAUUGGUUACUAUGCUGCCUCGUGUCCUCAAAAGAAGAAAUUCAGAGGCAAUGAUGAUGAAGACAACAACAACAAAGAAAAAUGCGAAGGGAAGAAACGGCAAUUUAUUAAGAGAAGAUUCCCCAAGAAGAAGAUUUUUAUCUCCAAGGAGAGUGAUGACUUCUUAUCUGAUUCAGAGAUUGAUGAAGAUUCAGACAAUGAUAUCAAUGAGUGUCUAUUCAUGACUUAUGAAAUCAAUAAGGAUGAAAGUCAGCCUUUUGAAGAGAUAGAGGAAGUGAAAGCUGUAGUGGUUCUUGAGGGUGAGUUAGAAGAGGCUCUUGAGAUGCUUGCUAUUGAGAAGAAAAAGAAUAAGAAGCUGGUUAAGGUUUGCAUAAAACAAGAAAAAGAAUUGGAGAGUUUGAAAGGCAGCCAGACAACUUUGAACGAUCUUGAGACUCAACUUGCAUUCAAGGUUACUCAAUGCAACAAGCUUACUCAAGAAAAUGAUAUUCUUCAAAGCCAAAUCAAAGAGUAUGAAGACAAAAUCAGCUACUAUGAGCUGAUGUGGGGUGAACUUAAUGAGUUGAAAUAG
This is a messenger RNA of Telopea speciosissima, 918 nucleotides long. RefSeq lists its product as uncharacterized. The transcript has 2 exons. The coding region runs from base 1 to 918 and encodes 305 amino acids. The record is from RefSeq and is a predicted model, not a curated record. NCBI's taxonomy places the organism in Eukaryota, Viridiplantae, Streptophyta, Magnoliopsida, Proteales, Proteaceae. Gene Ontology annotation, molecular function: nucleic acid binding; zinc ion binding.